Molecule: messenger RNA, 897 nt
Organism: Lathyrus oleraceus (garden pea)
Lineage: Eukaryota; Viridiplantae; Streptophyta; Magnoliopsida; Fabales; Fabaceae
Exons: 2
Coding region: 1-897 (298 amino acids)
Source: RefSeq, a predicted model, not a curated record
AUGUACCCCUCUCCUAAGGUUGAACAUCAUAGUGAGAAGGAUGACGAUUCCUCUAGAUCUGAGAAGGACAUGGCUGCUAAAGAUACUGAUAGGUCUGAUGAUCAAGAGGAUAACUUACUUCAUCACUUAAAGCCUAGUGUGGCUAAGCCUAUGAAGACUAGAAAAGGUAGAUUUGUGGAUGAAAUGUUGUCAGCUAAAAUAGCUAAGAACACUGCUGGUGUUGGUCCUCCCAAAUCUUGGAGCAAAGUUGAUUUGAAGAAGAGUAAGGUAAGAGAAGUUUUUGAGUCUAACGAAGAUGUUGAGGAAGAUGUCCCUGAAAUCUCCCCUGUGAAGAGGGCCACUGUGAGGAAGUCCCAUGUGAAAGUUGCUAUUGUGCACUUGGAUAAUAUCUCUUUCCAUCUUGAAGAUGGAGCUGCCAAAUGGAAGUUUAUGAUUCAAAGAAGGGUGGUUGUAGAGGAAGAGUUAGGAAAGGAUGUUGUUAAAGUCAAAGAGGUCAUGGACCUAAUAAAGAAUGUUGGGUUAAUGAAGAUUGUGGUUGGGUUAUCUCAGUGCUAUGAGGGAUUGGUUAAGGAAUUCAUUGUCAAAAUUCCUGAAGAUAUUGCUGAUAAGAACAACAAGGAAUUUUGCAAAGGUUUUGUGAGAGUUAUGUGUAUCACAUUUUCUCCCACUGUCAUUAACAAUUUUCUGGGAAAAAGUAUAGAGGGUGCAGGUGAAUUGGAAGCUACAGACAAUGAGGUCUGUAGAGAAAUUACAGCAAGGCGGGUGAAAGGGUGGCCUAUUAAAAAGCAUCUUCCUGCUGGGAAGCUGACUGUGAAGUAUGUUAUAUUGCAUAAAAUAAGAUCUGGAAAUUGGGUGCCUACCAACCAUAUUUCCACAAUUUCUAAUACCCUUAGAUGA